CUCGUCAGCAUCAUUGACACCCCGCAGUUCCAGAGGCUUCGCUUCAUUAAGCAGCUCGGAGGGGCCUACUUCGUCUACCCUGGGGCUUCCCACAACCGCUUUGAGCACUCCAUCGGCCCUGGGAGACCGAUUAAAACUGAUCAAUUGCAUGAAUAUGUUCUGGCAGAACCCUAUUGACGCAAAGGUGUUCAACGACCCGAUUCACGGCCACAUUGAGAUGCCCCCACUGCUCGUCCGCAUCAUUGACACCCCGCAGUUCCAGAGGCUUCGCUUCAUUAAGCAGCUCGGAGGGGCCUACUUCGUCUACCCUGGGGCUUCCCACAACCGCUUUGAGCACUCCAUCGGUGCCCUGGGAGACCGAUUAAAACUGAUCAAGUGCAUUGAUAUGUUCUGGCAGAACCCUAUUGACGCAAAGGUGUUCAACGAUCCGAUUCACGGCCACAUUGAGUUGCACCCACUGCUCGUCCGCAUCAUUGACACCCCGCAGUUCCAGAGGCUCCGCUUCAUUAAACAGCUCGGAGGGACCUACUUCGUCUACCCUGGGGCUUCCCACAACCGCUUUGAGCACUCCAUCGGUGUGGCACAUCUGGCAGGACAGCUGGUCAAAGCUCUGUGUGGUCGACAACCGGAACUUCGGAUUAACCACCGAGACAUCCUGUGUGUUCAGAUCGCCGGACUCUGCCACGAUCUAGGUCACGGGCCCUUCUCGCAUUUGUUUGAUGGAAAAUUUAUUCCUCUGACGCGGAAAGAUCUGAAAUGGAAGCAUGAAGAUGCUUCGCUAACCAUGUUUGAACACCUGAUCACCUCCAACGGGCUGGAAGCAACGUUGCUGAGCUAUGGCUUGGUGUUACCUGAAGACCUGAAAUUCAUAAUGGAACAGAUCCGAGGUCCGGCAACAAGAGGUGACAGAGUGGGGGUCGAUCCUAAGGGCUCGGAGUGGCCGUACAAAGGCCGUCCCCAGGAGAAAGGAUUUCUGUAUGAAAUCGUUGCCAAUAAGCGGACCGGGAUUGAUGUCGAUAAGUGGGAUUACUUUGCCAGGGACUGUCACCACCUGGGGAUCCGGAACAACUUUGACCUUGAACGCUUCCUCAAGUUCGCUCGAGUUUGUGAAGUCGGCAAAAGGAAGCACAUUUGCACUCGAGAUAAGGAGGUUGGGGACCUGUACAACAUGUUUCACACACGCAACACGCUACACCGCAGGGCCUAUCAACACCGAGUGGGUAACAUCAUCGGCUGCAUGAUCACUGAGGCGAUGGUGCUGGCAGAUCCACACAUCCAGAUCAGCGGAGCAGGUGGAAAGAUCUAUACAAUCUCCACAGCAAUAGAUGACAUGGAGGCUUACACCAAGCUCACAGACAACAUCUUUGAACAGAUCCUGCAUUCCUCCAAGCCUGAGCUGUGGGAGGCACGAAAAAUCCUGAACAAUGUGCUUUGCCGUAGGUUGUACAAGUGGAUUGGGCAGACGCAGCCCGCAGCAGAGGCCAUGAUCGAACAGGAAGAAUUUAACGAGCUGGCUAAUCAAAUAGCUGCAGUUGCCCCAUCGACGUCUCUGGAGGUCAAACUUGGUCCAGAAGAUUUCAUUGUGAAUGUUGUUCAGAUGGACUACGGGAUGGCAGAAAAAGAUCCCAUUAACAAGGUCCGUUUCUACUGCAAGAAUAACCCCAAUCGGACAAUCAAAAUCCGUAAAGACCAGGUAUCUCAGCUGCUGCCAGAGAGGUUUACAGAGCAGCUGAUCCAGGUGUACUGCAAGAAGACCGACGACCAGAGUUUGCAGGCCGCCAGGAAACAAUUUGUGCAGUGGUGCAUCAACAGAGACUUCACCAAACCCCGGGACGGUGAUAUAGUUGCCCCUGAGCUGACACCACUGAAGCCCGAUUGGAACAACUCUGAUGGUGACAGCGACGACUCCAAUCCCUGGGAAGAACUUCAGUCUCAACGUCAGGCAAAUAGUCACAGAUCCUUGGCCAAGGCUUUUGAUUAGGAAGAAUAACCUCUGAAUCCCAGGAUCAUUUCUCUCCAGUCCUAAUAUGUCCAUUCAUGUACAGUUCUUUUUGUACCAGUUACAUAAUUGCAGCCAGUUCUUGGUUGAUUUGAUUUUGGCAAUCUGUAUGUCCAUAACUAACUAGUUUAGUUUAGAGAUACAGCAUGGAAACAGGCCCUUCGGCCCACUGAGUCCACGGCGACCUCUUCACACUAGUGUGUAGGAAAGAACUGCAGA
This is a messenger RNA of Amblyraja radiata (thorny skate), 2218 nucleotides long. Its product is annotated as deoxynucleoside triphosphate triphosphohydrolase SAMHD1-like. NCBI's taxonomy places the organism in Eukaryota, Metazoa, Chordata, Chondrichthyes, Rajiformes, Rajidae. The coding region runs from base 149 to 1981 and encodes 610 amino acids. Gene Ontology annotation, cellular component: nucleus. Gene Ontology annotation, molecular function: dGTPase activity; protein binding. Gene Ontology annotation, biological process: dGTP catabolic process; defense response to virus; regulation of innate immune response. The transcript has 17 exons. The record is from RefSeq and is a predicted model, not a curated record.